Molecule: messenger RNA, 378 nt
Organism: Thyridium curvatum
Lineage: Eukaryota; Fungi; Ascomycota; Sordariomycetes; Thyridiales; Thyridiaceae
Exons: 2
Coding region: 1-378 (125 amino acids)
Source: RefSeq, a predicted model, not a curated record
AUGCAGACCUUCUCCGUUCUCGCUACUGUUAUCGCGGCCCUGAGCGGCUCCGCUGUCGCCCUGCCCAGCCAAGCCUGCCCUCCCGGCCCCAUCCGCCCAGAUGGUGUUCCCGGUUGCCCUAGCGGCCAGUUCAUCUGCGCCUAUGAACUGCGUGAUAGACUCAUGGUCUACACAGAGGAGCAGCUCGGAUGCCUCGUCGAGAACGCCCAAGCCGACCCCAGCCAGAUCAACAUCGACGGUCUCUACCAAUGCACUACUACCGACCCCAUCUGGAUCCACGCUUGCAACAACGAGUCUGGAGUCCCUGAUCAGGGUAAAUGCCAGGGCCGUCCCGACCCUGGCCCCAUUGCUAUGUGCCGGUUUGGCCCCCCUAACUAG